UUCACAUACUGUAGCUACUGGCUAGAAAUUCGAGCUGGCAGCCAGCUAGGUUUUCCAUUGAUUCGAUUCCCACCGCCACAAACUUGGAGACGGCUGCCGAUAGUACGUUCAUCAUUUUCUGUCUACAAAAUUGUUGUCAAAGAUUCGCAAUGAUGGAUCCUCCUUCACCCACUGACCGCCCUGGAGCUUUCAUUACCCCUUCCCCUGCACUCACGGACAUGCUUUGGAAUGCUCGAAUGGCCGGUAGUAGUGAAUGCACCAAGGUCAACAUCACUGUGGAGAGGCUGUUUAAAGGAGAAACAAGUGGUGGCAUCCAAGCUGUCCUCACAAGGACCUUGGAGGAAGUAUCCAAAUUGAUCUCGGAGAUGGAGACUGAGAUUUCAGAUGUUCCCCUUCCUGGAAUGUCGCAGGAAACCAUGGAGGAGGACAAGUCCACUGCUGAAGGCUCCCACACGCAUAGUAGCUCAGUUGUGAGGCCCGAGGAGGAGAAGCGAGCAGCAGAUUGAACCGCUCGGGUGUCUUUACCCAUUUGGCGCCACUUUGCAGCCACGAAAGACAUUCCCUGCACACGAAGCAAGAGCCAAACGAUAAUCACACUAACACGUCAACUCAAUAUCAUCUUGUCAAACAAGUUGAACGAACCGCUUGUUACGAAUUAGUUGC
Messenger RNA from Seminavis robusta, 663 nucleotides. Lineage: Eukaryota; Bacillariophyta; Bacillariophyceae; Naviculales; Naviculaceae. The record is from the annotation of a GenBank genome assembly.